GGCAGCAUCACAGUGGGUGCUGUAUAUAAGGGCCACGCAUUUCUAGGCCUAGCACAGUGCCUCCUAAGCCUCGUGGCUCCUCGGAACACACACCCACUUUCAGCACUUUCAGCUUUCCUGAAACGAAGAUCCCGUCAGCAGCCAUGACGACCACUAUCACGACCGGAGUGUUGGCAGGGACCGCAGGCGGCGCAGGACUCGCCGGCCUGGCCGUCGCAGGAGCUGUAGGAUUGGGUGUCCUGGGCUUGGCCGCCCUUGCCUCCAGAGGCGGAGGACGCAGGAAUCGCGGGGGCAGGAGGAGGGGGCACCGCCGGGGGCGUCGCUCCACUGUGGAGGACGACGACGACUGGAGGAUGCAGAACGCCCUCGAGUUGGUGCGAGCGGAGGACGUGACAGGAUGCGGCAUGAGGCUGGUGUGCGAACUGGCCAGCCAGGAGGAGGAGGAUCUGGUGCAGGAGGAGCUGGCCAUCCUGGCACUGCUCGGACCCGACGUGAAGCCCGGUGAGGGAGUCCUUCCCCCCGGGGGCGCCAGGGGAGAGUACCUGCAGGCCAGGAGCUUCGGCGGGCGAGGCGGGGACUGCGGCGCCGCCUUCCUCAUGUGUCCACUCAACGGCACACAGCUCAUGGACACCGUCAUGGCCUAUUUACCUUGAGACAAGCUGCCUUUCCAUUUGUCUGCACCGGCGUCUCUCAGGAACAGUCUGCAGAAUUAAUGCUUUGAAUUGCCAAGGCCCUCUCACCGUGUAUAUCAUGAGGACUUUUUACAAUUAUUUCAUUUAAUUGUCACCAAAGACCCAAAUUUUC
Molecule: messenger RNA, 804 nt
Organism: Penaeus chinensis
Lineage: Eukaryota; Metazoa; Arthropoda; Malacostraca; Decapoda; Penaeidae
Exons: 3
Coding region: 144-653 (169 amino acids)
Source: RefSeq, a predicted model, not a curated record